Molecule: messenger RNA, 1330 nt
Organism: Scheffersomyces coipomensis
Lineage: Eukaryota; Fungi; Ascomycota; Pichiomycetes; Serinales; Debaryomycetaceae
Product: SDR family oxidoreductase
Exons: 1
Coding region: 158-1165 (335 amino acids)
Molecular function (GO): oxidoreductase activity, acting on the CH-OH group of donors, NAD or NADP as acceptor
Source: RefSeq, a predicted model, not a curated record
UAACACCGCGAUGUCACUAAUGCCGCCAGCGUUGAAAUUUACUAUGAUAAAGCAAUAUGAUAAUUGAUUCAACCACAGUUCAGAGUAUAAAAGGAUGAAGAUUCAGAGAUAUUAAAUCCCAUAUUUCUAACUAUAUCAUCAACAAAUUACAUAAAAAAUGACUGCCUCUCCAACAACUGUCUUCAUUUCUGGUGCUACUGGAUUCAUUGCUCAACACAUUAUUACUCAACUUCUUACCAAAGGUUACUCGGUUGUCGGUUCAGUAAGAUCAACUGAAAAAGGUGAAAGCUUAGUUAAAAUUUUCAAUAAUCCAAAAUUCACUUUUGAAGUUGUUAAAGUUCUUGAAAAGGAAGGUGCUUUUGAUGAAGCUUUAAAGAAACAUUCUGAAGUUACUGUAUUUUUACACUCCGCUUCUCCAGUUACUUUCAAUGCUGAAGAUAAUGAAAGAGAUAUUUUAAUUCCUGCUAUUGAAGGUACUAAAUAUGUUCUUAAGUCUAUCAAAGAACAUGCUCCUCAAAUCACUAGAGUUGUCUACACAAGUUCUGUGGUUGCUACUGGUACUCCACAAGAAAUUAGUGAUCCAAACUUUAAUGGUGGUGAAACUACUUGGGGUAGUCUUACUUACGAUCAAUCCAAAGAAAACGGAUUUGCUGCUUAUUUCGGAUCCAAAACUUUUGCUGAAAAGGCUGCCUGGAAUUUUGUUGAAACUGAAAAGCCAAAUUUCACUCUUUCAACUGUUAACCCAGUUUAUGUUUUUGGUCCUCAAAAUUAUCAUAAUGGAGAAAAAGAAUUAAAUGCUUCUGCUCAAAUGGUUGGUAAUAUCUUAAAAUUGAAACCGGAUGAUGCUCUUCCUCAACUUACAGGUACUUUUAUUGAUGUUAGAGAUGUUGCAAAAGCCCAUAUUCUUGCGUUUGAAACUGAAAAGGCCCAAGGUAAAAGAUUUGUUCUUUCCAAUAGUCGUUUUGAUGCUGAAGAAUUAGUAGAAGUUAUUACCAAGAACAUCCCAGAACUUAAGCAAAAGCUUCCAGCUGCUAAAUCUACUGGUGAUAGAGCCACCGGAAGAAGUUUAUUAGAUGAUUCUAAUGCUAGAUCUAUCUUAGCCAUUGAUUAUAUUUCUCUUGAACAAUCUGUCACUGAAUCUAUUAAACAGAUUUUAGGAAAUUAGAUGAGGUUGAGCUUUAUUAUUUUAUGAUUCUUCUAUUCUUAUAGAUAUUAUAGAUUUCUUAUAGAUCUUAAUACAUAGUUCAAAGAGCUUACAGAACGAUAAUAGUGUAGAGAAAAGCGUUAGUAAUAAAUGUUUUAGGUUGCAUUCUCAAGGCUGCUAAAAAAG